GCUCGCGUCUCUCCGACGCGAUUGGUUAAGAGCGCGCCAUUUUCUCUCCACGUUCGCGUGCACAGGUUUCCUGUUGAUGUUGAUCAUGGCACCGAUUGCUGAGCACAUGCGUCAGUCUAUUCUGACCCGGUGGGUGCCUCGUUUGUUCGGACCUGGGCAAGUGCCUUAUGCGGUGGGAGCAAGUAGCUCCUCGACYGAGCCGCGUACACGUGCCCAGAUCGAAGCACGAAGAAGUGAACUGGGAGAGCUUCUCUCCCAAUUGCUGGUAGAUAUGGAGUUUGCUGUCCCUGCUGCAAGAGAACACAUCCGGGGUAAAUUUGACCUUGAUGCGAUCUCUGAUCGUUUGGCCAAAGCUACCACGGGUGUGGAGAUGAUAGCAGCAGCGACUGAAAUCCAGAUGGUUAUUAGCCAGUGUCGUCAGAUACUAGACCAAUUUACCAUCCAGCAGUUGGAAGAAAUAGCUCAGCGAAAGGAGGGUGUGCCAGAAGUGAAAGUGGAAAGCAUUGAAGAGAACAUGCAACAGUUAAAGGAGACACUCGCGAAAGAAGAAAAGAAGCGGGAAGGACUGUUGCAAAGAAAAGAACAGGAAACUAGGUUGCAGCAGAGAAUGGGUAGAGUUCAGCAGCACGUUUCUUUGGAUGAGAAGGAUGUCGCCCAGACGCUGGGGCAAAUACUGACGUAUCUGGCUUUCCUUGAGGAGAAAUUGGACCAACAGCAGAAUAGAAUGGAUGAAUUGGCUGUUGGUCUCCACGUCAUCACUAACAUCGUUAAGGGAAAAGCCCCUUUGACUGAAAGUGAGGAAGAAAAAGGAAACGAGGAUAAAAAAGAUGACGUCAAGAUUGAUAAGUUGCGCAUCGGCGGAAUGAAAGACGGCGACGCAUCCAAAAAGGAAACGAAAAAGGAACCAGAGAAGGAACCGGAGGAGAAACCCGACGGGAAUGGUGAUGGAAACGGGAAUGGGAACGGGAACGGAAAUGGGAAUGGUGGUCCCAACGGUCCCACUCCCCCUCCUAAGGACAAUGCCAAACCCGCAGAUCCGACUAAGCCAAAGAAAAAAGAAAAGGUGAAGAUGAAAUUGUCUUUUACUUUUUCUAAUAAGAAAGAAGAAAGCCUUCCACUCUGGAUCGCAGAGAUCCAGACCUAUGUUGGGACCGCACCGGUAGAAGAAGAGUCGCAAGUUGCGUUUACCACUUCUUGUAUGGGGGGUGAGGUGAAGCAAUGGGUUGAGGCGGAAGCAAAUGCCGUGGGGUUUGACGAUAUAGGUGAGUGGGCAAAGACUAUGACCUUGAAGCAGUUCCUUGCAAAAGUCGAGGACCGUUUCUUGGACAAGACUACGGUCGAUAAGGCCUUCGACCAACUCACCAUGAUAGGACAAAAGUCCUGGUCUUCAGUUGAGUCGUUGUUUCGUGAGGUUGACCGACUGUUGCAGGUUCCCGGUCUUAACCUGCAGGACUCUCAGGUCCUCUACAUUUACUCGCGUGCAUUGCCCGAACCGAUCCGAGGGCACUUGGUCGCCAAGGCCAAGUUCGGUAAGUAUAGUUACCGUCAGUUCCGCGACCUGGCGUUGCAGCGGGAACAAAUGACUUCGCAAGUCAAAGGUUCCUAUGCGGCUGCCGUAAAGAAUGGAGGAGGAGGCAGUCGGGGAGGCAUCGGCAAGCGGAUUUUAUGGCGUCAAAAGCGCCAAGAUCACACCCUCGUCGUAUUCGACGACGAUACAAUGGAGAAAUGGCCAUUGGAGAACGAGGGUGGUGGUGACAGCAGCAGUGACCCCGGAAAGGGGGAGGUCACCGCUGCGACGGUCAACAAGGGAGGACCGUCAUCGAAUACUAGACCGAAGGGGAAACCACGCUCCUUCCCAUACCAUCCUGGGAUUGCGGUCGACAGACCAUGGCUGAAGAUGGGACUAACCCGGGAGGAAGGUGAGCUGCGCCUUUGCAUCGACUACCGAGGGCUGAAUGCCGUCACCGUUAAAAACGCCGAACCUUUGCCAAGGAUCGACGAUCUCUUGGAUCAGUUGCAGGGUUGUCGASUCUUUAGCAARAUCGACCUUAAGUYUGGGUACCACCAGAUCGAGGUGGAUCCCGYCGAUCAGCAUAAGACCGCGUUCCGUACGAGAUAUGCUAAGGCUAGACUCAAGCUUGACAAGCUCAAGCACAGCAAGUGGACCGGCACCAUGCACAGCCUGCAACAGUAUGUUAGUAAACUCUUUGCUACUCCGGAUCUGGAGAUGACUGCGCAGUCCUGUCUGGAUGUGAUAAAAGGUACGGUCCCCUCUACUAUAAAAGAUCGCCUAGGGCUCGGACUCAGCGCAUAUACAGAUUGGCUUACCCUCAUCCGGGACUUAGUCAAGCUGGAGGCACAAGACCUCCCGGGUGGAUCAAGUGGCAAAAGGACCACCUGGCGCAAACGGUUUACAGGCAGCAACCGUUUUGCAGCACACGAUCUGCUGGAGCCUGAUGAGGAGACCCUCGUGGAGGAAUCUUCUCUUGAUGACGAUCAGGAGCAAGACUGCGGGGCAUCUUGCUCUUUGUCAGCCCAUGAGUCUGAGUAUGUGAACGACGAAGAGUCUAUGAACGCCUUCAAAAAGACUGCCUUUAAAAGUGGAUGCAAGGUCUUCAGCAAGAUCGAUCUCAAGUCUGGCUAUCACCAAAUUGAAGUCGAUUUUGCAGACCAGCAUAAAACUGCAUUCAAAACUCGCGAUGGGUUGUACGAAUUUACAGUCGUGCCCUUCGGUCUCACGAAUGCGCCAACCACCUUUCAAAGUCUCAUGGAUAAGGUAUUUCACAAUCAGAUCAACCGAUUUGUUGUUGUAUAUCUGGAUGACAUACUAAUCUUCAGCAAAUCGAUGGAGGAGCACAUGAGACACCUUGAGGAAGUGAUGCAGAUCCUCAAGGACUCGCAGCUCCAUCUCAACUUGGAGAAAUUUGAGUUUGGGAGGGACAACGUCAUCUACCUUCGACAUUGGUUGUCUGCUGCAGGCCUAGAGCCCGAGGCAACCAAAGUUGAGGUCAUCCAAAAAUGGCCUCAACCGGCGAAUGUCCGCGAGUUGCGUUUUUUUCUUGGCCUUGCAUCAUACUACUGUAAGUUUGUGCCUAAAUUUUAUAUCAUCGCCCGUCCACUGUCCAGAUUGACCAGCAAGAAUGUGUCCUACACAUGGGAUGGGGAAUGCACGACAGCCUUCCAAGCACUAAAGGAGGCUUUGGUGAGUCAUCCGGUGCUCCGCAUUUCAGAUCCCAAACUCACAUUCGUAGUAACUACGGAUGCCANGAGUCAUCCGGUGCUCCGCAUUUCAGAUCCCAAACUCACAUUCGUAGUAACUACGGAUGCCAGUUUGUAUGGGAUUGGUGCAGUGCUGCAACAAGAUGAUGGCGAUGGCUUACGUCCACUAGAAUUUUACAGCAAACGUAUGCCCAGUCACAAGGUAGCUGCCUCCACUUACAUGCGAGAGCUCUAUGCCUUGAGGGAGGCACUAGACCAUUGGAAGCACUAUCUGUAGGGUCGCCAUUUCAAAGUGUUC
Chara braunii is the source of this 3517-nucleotide messenger RNA. The record is from the annotation of a GenBank genome assembly. NCBI's taxonomy places the organism in Eukaryota, Viridiplantae, Streptophyta, Charophyceae, Charales, Characeae.